AUCUUGACUCAGCUUGGCCAUCAAGCGGUCAGACGACAGAUGGACGCCCAGUAAGAGAAGCGGUCCGCUCCGGCUCGGAGAGCUAAAGACGUGAGCAAUGGCGCUGUGCCCUGACGGUUGUACAUCCGGAUCAGGAGGAGAAUCUUCCAGCAGUGAGGCCGGUUCCAGCUGUCUUCAGUUUGGGGUUCGCUCCUAUCUGCAUCACUUCUAUGAGGAGUGUUCGUCCUCCAUGUGGGACAGGGACCCAGAGAACCGGGGAUCAGCCCACAGCCACAGAUCCGCCCUGUGGUGGAACUCCGCUGUCUGGAAGGUGUCCUUGGCUCUGGGUCUGCUGAUGCUGACGGCAGGUGUUGUGUCUCUCUCUGUCGCUUACUCCGCCCCCCACAAAAUCGAGUCCUUCGGUGAGGGAGACCUGUUCUUCGUGGACCCGCAGGCCAUCAGCUACAACAGGGGUCUGUACUUCAACACGGCGUCCGGGAUCGGGCUGUCGUGCCUGGGCUCCGCGCUGGCUGUGAUGGGGGUGGUUGUCUGGGUCCUGCCCAAGGCCAACCUAAAAGAGCGGCUGUUCCACCGGUCGAGGGAAGCGGCUCAGCGGGGGGAGCCGGGCUCGAAGUGGAGGGGAUUCAGGGAUGGACCGGAUGUGAUAACUAAGCCGCCAGAUACAGGAGAGGCGAAGAUGCCUUUUAUUCUGGCUAAAGUGAAAAACGUGCAACCCGCUUCCUAGAAAGAGGCACAGUAUCUGAUUCUGAACCCUUGUUUACAUCGCUUCCCUGUCGUUUCUGAUCUGAUUUUGUUCUGUGAAGUGAAUGUUUGUGACUCAAAAGAUCAGAAAAACAGUUCCGCCCACUAUAGACUCACACAUCCUGGGUAGUGCGUUCACAUUUUAAGAAGAAAAAAAAGUCUCCCUUCAAAACACAUCAAACUUUUUACAUUUUAUAUAUGGAGUCCCUAAUUUGGACUAAAAAAUGACUUUUUUUUUCUUUUUUAUUACUGAAGUUCUUCUAAAAAUAACAAUCAAUUUCUUAAGAUUUCCUUCAAAUGUUGUUUUUUUUUUUUAACAAAACUUUAACCCAUAAGUGGGUUACUUUAUGAGUCCUAAAGAACAUUAGAGCCAUUAGAGUUCUGAUCAUUAGAAAUAAUCACAACAGCUUAACUCUAACAAAAAUGAGACCCAGAGAAAGAAAUGACCCAGUUAACGUGAAGCAGCAGAAAAACAGCUAUUGACUGUGGGAUGUAAUUUGUUCAGCACACAACGGUCAUAAUUAUAAUAUACAUACGGUAACAUACCAGAUUGUUGAGUGCAUACUCUAUUGACUGAUCAAACACAAUAAAGGUAUUGGUACAAUGCAAUUUUAUCUUCUGAACAGAGAGUUUGCCCUACCUGAGAUAAUGUUUAACUACCACAAACAGUAUUCACAACAGAUGUAUUCCUGCAGUUUAAAGAACAUGUAUGCCACCAUACUUGGAAAUUUUUUUUUUUGUUUUGUUUUUUUCGUACUUGUAGCUCAUGAUAGUUUCAUUGAUAGCACCACCUGUGAGACAAAAAGAUUGAGCACAAGAACUGAGACGUCAGCUUUGAACGCAGAAGUCACCUCGAUGAAAGGAUGAAUAGAAAAGUGCUAAAUAGAAACUAAAAGUGUGUCAGGAAACAGAUGGAUGUUUUAAUUUCUGCUCCAGUUCAGUGGUGCUCACAUUUCCACUAAUCUGCUGAUAGCGGUGCUGAUUUUCAGCUCUGCGGUUUAGUAGUUUUGCUGGCUUGAAAAUGUUUAGCGCAUUUACCUUCCCCUAAGUAAAUUUUUCCAGAUAAAUCUCAAAUUGAUUAUUUACUGGACUAUUUUGUAAACUUUCAGUUAAAUUAAGUUGAACUUCUUUGUUGAAGUUUUGGUUACCCACACUUCAUUCAUGCUCUUAUUUUGAAGUGGGUGAAAGGUGUUUAAUCUGCAGCUAUGUUUCUUUUCUUCACAUGCUCUUUUUUUUUCUCUCCCUCAUAGGAAUUUUCUUUAAAGUAAAAAACACAUGAACAAAAUAAAACUGACAGUAGAGUUCAAGAUAUUAGCAUAAAAACUAUAAGUAAGGGCAUUAUACAGUGGUGUAAAAAAACAUGUGUCCGCUUUUUCAUUUUAUUUGUUUGUGCGAACAAAUAUUUAUGAUUAUUGCUUUAAUGUUAGGGCGAUUAGUUCAUUGGAGACAUGGUCAGAAGUGUAAGAGUGUUUUGACUACACGCUAAAAUCACAGCACCAUCUAGUGGCCUGGCAUGACAACUACAGCUGACGCAGGGUGUCUUUGCGGCGGCAUCUAAACAUGGAACUUUUUUCCCAAUCAACAUCUGGAAAUACCGGCAGUUUCCAGACUGCGGUCUCAUGUGAACGUAACCUGAGUCACAUGGUCGGUACAGUCAAACAGUCUCCUUCAUUUGGCUCCUGCACUGAAUAAAAGUAAUUGCAUCUGGCACAUUUUGUCAUGAGUAAGAGUCAGAUGGAACAUUUUAAGAGACAAGUUGUUUUCUGUUUGAUUAAUGAGAUUUGCUGUUAUGACCUGACGGACAGAAAAAUUAAAAUCCCACAAUGAAAGAGCAUAUUUUCCUACUCGACGUACUUUGUGUCUCCAAAGCCAAAACCUGUCAUCACCUCAGUCGUUUAGCUGCCGAAUCCCUGCUCGAGAAAUCUGCCUCGCCUCUGACACAAACCACGUUGAACAUCAUCACUUAUACAUUUGGGAUGUUCCUUAUCAUUCCAGAUGUUUCGAUAAUCCUGUCAAAAAGAGAAACUGUUUUUGCUGAAUGAGAAAAAAUGAAAUCCAGCCUCCUCAGCUACCUAUUCUUAAGAAGCUCAAACACUUUCUACUGCACAGAUAGAAGCAGAGAGUGCUUACUCCGUCCUUUCCUGCCGUUUCACUAAGCAGCUUCAGAUUCAUUUGAUGUAAUACCUUUGGAAAGGUCUUUUCCUCAAACACAUUUCACUUUAACCAAAGCAGGCAGUCGCGCUCUCCGAUCCCAGACGAGAUGCCAUCGCUCGUAUACGCUCUCUGUUUUAGACAGAUAAGACUCCGAAGGCAAUUGUGAGGGGUUUUUUUCUUUUUUGUUUUGUAACUUAAAAUAUAUUUGUCAUCCAAAAUGCUCCCAUUUUAACGGGUAACAUAAGUUGUUUUCAUGGUAAAGAAGUGGAAAUCUUUUUGCAGCUGUCAAGAAAUAUGCCUGAUUUAAAAAAUGUUAGCAGACACAAAGUGAGUUAACUUUAACCCACAGCAGCAUAUUUUUAACAUCCAAGAAAUCCACAACCAGACCGCUAUUGCAGGUCACUAUGGCGACCUUGCAAAUUGCACUAAUUGGUUAUAAGUUUUACACAGUUCAAAUCAUUCGUCUCUGUAAUUGUUUUGUCUUUAUUUCGUUAGAAUUACAUCCUAAUUGACUGGAUAGUUGCAUGGAGCACGGCAGCUGUUUACUGCCACGUUCAAAUUGACUGAUAAGAUUUAAAAGACAUCGAAAGUCACAUUUUCAGUCAAUCUGGGAGUUACAAAUCUUUUCCAGCAUUUUGUGAUGUUUUAUUUCAUUUUUUUGAGAGAAAUCUGAAUUCAUUCGACAGAUCAAAGCUGCACAAAACAAGGAGUCUCAUUUGGAGACUCCUUGUUGGUGAUUGGUGGAUAUUUUGCAUCACAUCACCUCUUGUCCUUACAAAGUCUUAUAGUUAGGUAAGAAUUAUCCAAGAUGGAAAAAAAAAAGAACGUAUGACGAUUUGACUUGAUUUCUUAACAAAAACUACAUCAAAUUGAAAACGUUACCAGAAAAACUAAAACUAAUCUUACUGGCUCUGCCUUGAACUAAUCAUUCCCCUCAAUAACCUUAUCAGUCUGCCUUACAUUUAUACUUUUUCCACCAACGUGCUUCUAGUUUAAUGAAGAUUUCAUGAAUUUGUUUCAGUGUCGCUCUUUUAACAGCAGCAUUUCAUUCCACUUCAGUUUUGGGGGUGGCGGCUGGCUUUUGAUUUUUCUUUGCUUCAAGAGCUUGGCCGUAGAUAUCCUGUUGUUUUCAAUCACUCUCCAGUGAUGCGGAGGAUUCAGUGGAUUUUACUGAGCAGCAAUAUCUCCAUCCUGACUAAACGACUUGGUUUCAUAAGCUUAGUGGUUAUUCAGGCAGUUGUUUUGAUUUGUUUUAAUUUAGAAAACAGCAGAAACAUGUUUCUACACGUGAACUUACUUCAAAUCUCCUUUGAACUGAGGUUUUGUUUAAUGACGCUCUGUAAUGUCCCAUGUUCUUUUGUCAACCUAAGAUUUGGAGAUUAUUUUAUUAUCUGUAAUUUUUUGUGUGUGUUUUUCCAUAUAUUGUUGGAUAUGAAAUGGAAAACUUAGAAAAGGCCAGACUUUUUAAAAAUAUAUAUUUUUUAAAAUUAGAUUGGAUUUCUUUGAGAAUUUAGCACUUUUGUUUUUUUUUUUAUUUUGUGAGAUAUCAAACAUUAUUUUAAAAUAAUAACUAUGACUUCCACAUCUGCUACACAGAGGACCCUGUGUGAGACCCUCAUCGGUGCGGUGACACGCAGACGGAGGCUCUGGAUAAAAAAAUAUUCAUUAACCAACCGGUUUUACAUUUUCACACAUCUGCGCUAAUGUUCAGUUUUACUGUAUGAAACACAUGUAGAGUCAGGCAUGCUGCCACUCACCCAGUCGCCCCCACACACACUGUAAUUUGUAGUCUUUUGACAGUACCACCUAUUUUCUCCCCACUGUAAUCUGUUGCUGUAAUUGCCUGUAAUCUGUGUAUCUAGGCAACAGUUGGGCUUCAAGUGCUCUAUUUUGAACUCAGAACAAAAUCUCUCUCCUCAUUGGUCCUUCACACCCGCCAUCUCUCUUUAUCCUCACGUGAAUCAGAUUUGUUGUUUUCAGGUGAAAACAGUCGUAGCGGUGAGGUAAACCACCUGUCCUGUUGGGUCCUUCCUGUUCGCUGGGAGUUGAUGGUUAAAAACUAUAAAUGGUGAGACCGCCGAAGUGUCGGGAUAUGCUGCAGUUGUUCAGGUGAAAGGGACCAUGUUUCAUCGUUUGCCUUUUUAUUGUUUUCCAGAAAUAAAACUGGGGUUAGCAACAGCAGUGAAAAGCAAAGAACCAAAAAUAAAAUUGUAUUCUGCA
Molecule: messenger RNA, 5115 nt
Organism: Poeciliopsis prolifica (blackstripe livebearer)
Lineage: Eukaryota; Metazoa; Chordata; Actinopteri; Cyprinodontiformes; Poeciliidae
Gene: nrsn1l
Product: neurensin 1-like
Exons: 4
Coding region: 98-724 (208 amino acids)
Biological process (GO): nervous system development
Cellular component (GO): neuronal cell body; neuron projection; transport vesicle
Source: RefSeq, a predicted model, not a curated record